AUGCGUUUCGACACUGUUCUUCAACUCGCCCUACUCCCUGCUUUCGCGGUGGCGGAUUUCCAUAUCGACACCCUCAGAAAUACUGCCAUCUCCAGCGGGUCGGGUCAAACUGUAUGGACGUCUACGGUGGCCUGUCCAUCUAAUUACUGGAACUGCAAAUGCCUUACCACUGGCGAUCGAACCGGGAAAGUCGACGGAGGUCUCGGUGAUAGUGUCUUUUCCAUCAAAUCAGGCUUCUGCGGCAUGGGAAAGCUCAACUUCUACAAGAAUGGCAACAAGUUUCUCAUGUACAAGGAUGGAGGUGACGGUUCGGUCAUUGGUACUUGCGAACUCAACAAUGGAGAUGCUGGGAAGCAAUGUGGCAUUACGGGUGGCAACUCGAUCAUCACGGGAGGAUAUGUGUGCUACACCUAUGUCUGCAAUUAG
Ilyonectria robusta is the source of this 426-nucleotide messenger RNA. RefSeq lists its product as uncharacterized. The record is from RefSeq and is a predicted model, not a curated record. Lineage: Eukaryota; Fungi; Ascomycota; Sordariomycetes; Hypocreales; Nectriaceae. The transcript has a single exon. The coding region runs from base 1 to 426 and encodes 141 amino acids.